Penicillium argentinense is the source of this 1254-nucleotide messenger RNA. RefSeq lists its product as uncharacterized. The transcript is spliced from 3 exons. Bases 1 to 1254 code for a protein of 417 amino acids. The record is from RefSeq and is a predicted model, not a curated record. NCBI's taxonomy places the organism in Eukaryota, Fungi, Ascomycota, Eurotiomycetes, Eurotiales, Aspergillaceae.
AUGAUUCGGCUCAGGCAUUUACUUCGAAGUCGAGUCCGUCCGUCCCUCCUCAACACCGGGCCUCAAACCAUCACUGCACCACCAACUGUCCGACGUGUAAGAUUUCGACGACCUUGGCUGAGAUCUUUCAUCGGCAAAUUCCUACUUUACGGGGCCGCCUUUCAUAUCUGGAGCUCUUUCGUGCUGAUUCGGUUCGACGAUGAUACUACUGAUGAUGAUGAGUCACCCCGUGAGGCCAUAAAUACUGCAGAGGACAACUCAAACCAGCCCCUCCAUCGGAAUGAGACGGGACAGGACGAUGAGGAGAAGGAUGAUGAUCCCUUGUUCAUCCCUCUCUCUUGGUCUCGGGUGCAGGAGGGUGAACUUUACUCUGCUUCGGAUCCUGAAUGGCAAGAGUUCGUGAAAAUAUCGAAGGACCGGAAGCAACUUCAGAAGCUACGAGGUAAUUUCUAUACCUUCCCACUUGUCUGGGCAAAGCUAAUCGUUCCAGAUGAACUUGCCUCGAUCGCCCUCCAGAACGCCUCGAGCCAAAUGUCACAGAUUCUUGGAGGUCCACUUUCAUUGACUGGUUUCUGGCUAGUGCAUCAAUUUCCACACCGUGCGCCUCCGGGCUACGUGCGAUCCGGGCUGGAAUUCACUGAUAAUGGGACAUCAUGGGUGACGAAGACUAUGGACCCCGAUAUGGGCGAUAGGCUGCAGACUUUCAUGAAACCAGUACAUGUGGCUCUCGCAAUAAAGGACGCCUAUUUCGUCUUGCUUAAGAGGCAGCUGGAUCGCCUCAGGAACCCCAAUGGGCAACCAGAUGCUGUGGAACUAUUGAAUGGGAAAUAUAUUCUGUCCAGUCAUGAGAGAACCAAUCCGAUGAGUACUCAUGAACAACCCAAGCUACAACCGGAUGUGUCCGAUGAUCCACUGGAAACCAUGUCAUCUAGCGAUGACCCAGAGCUCCAUCCAUCAUCUAUCAUAUCAUCACUACAACGGCUUCCUUUGCCCGACCUUGGCCCUGGAUCCGAUCUACACUUGGCAUCGAUAGCGUUCAAGUUGCGCUUGCACGAACACCGAGCUCAAUCCCCACGAACCCCAUGUCGAGGUUCAUUCUUCAUUUCUGGUCCGGUUGGCAUCAAGGGGCCAAACGGGUUUUGCAGAUUUGAAGUCAGGGGGGAAUACGACCCAGCGAAGCCCGGGUGGAGAACAGUGGAUAUGAAACUCAAGGAUUUAAAUCUCCGCAGGCAAGCACCACUCGGGCGGCCGUGA